Microdochium trichocladiopsis is the source of this 306-nucleotide messenger RNA. RefSeq lists its product as uncharacterized. NCBI's taxonomy places the organism in Eukaryota, Fungi, Ascomycota, Sordariomycetes, Xylariales, Microdochiaceae. Bases 1 to 306 code for a protein of 101 amino acids. The record is from RefSeq and is a predicted model, not a curated record. The transcript is spliced from 2 exons.
AUGCAAGCCAACCUCUUCAAGAUUCUCGCCAUCGUGGCCGUAUUUUCGACGGUCCAGUCGGCCCCAGUAGAGACUGCUGAGGGCCAGGUCACCGAGACCCGUAACAGAAUUUAUAUCAAAGGCAUCGAAUGCUAUAAGAAGGACCCAGCGCCUCCUAUCAGCGUAAAAGAGAAGGAGGGCGACAUUUUCAGGGGAGUCUGCUUCAACUAUACCUGCUGGCACCAUGAUCAGUGCAUAGCCAGGGGUUGUCGGGAAUGCAAUAUUUACUUCAACGACUGUGGCGAUGAAUUCAUAAGAUGCUAUUAG